Molecule: messenger RNA, 3659 nt
Organism: Pieris napi
Lineage: Eukaryota; Metazoa; Arthropoda; Insecta; Lepidoptera; Pieridae
Product: pierisin-like
Exons: 2
Coding region: 16-2691 (891 amino acids)
Source: RefSeq, a predicted model, not a curated record
CAAGUCAAGUGAUGCAUGCUGGAAAGAAAGUCGAUACUACUGAAUGUGAAGAACGGUGGAGCCCGGGUUGCAGCCUACUCGCAACUAGCUUGUUGUAAGGAAAUUUUCUGUGAUCUCAAUAAUUCAACCCAGGCUUUUAUAAACCGUCCACCCUACAUGACGAACGGAAUUCAGGCAGCAGUGGUAGAAUGGAUUAGAGCUCUGGAUUUAGAAAUAAUAAGCCUAUUACUGUCAAGAGCUUGGCCAAUGUCAUUAUUAGGAAUUAGUGAACUUCAAUGGCGACCAACCGAACUGAGAGAUACUGAUGAUGUUGUACGGCUGGAUAGGAGGCAAAGGUUGAUUAGAUGGGAUAGAAGACCGCCAAAUGAAAUAUUUUUAGAAGGGUUUGUUCCAAUUGUAACUAGAGAGAAUCCUGAUUGGGAGGAGACAGACUUAUAUGGUUUUGUGAAAAAUAAUCAUCCAUCCAUCUUUGUUUCAACAACAAAAACACAAAGACAAAAAAAAAGGAAAUAUGUUUGGACACCGAGAAGUGCCAGUCGCGGUAUAGUGUAUCAAUACGAAAUUUAUGCUCCUGGCGGAGUUGAUGUUAACGAUUCCUUCUCAGAUGCAUCGCCAUAUCAUAAUCAAAUGGAAGUUGCAUUUCCUGGAGGAAUACAAAAUAUAUAUAUUCGAUCAGCAAGGGAACUACAUAACGGACGAAUUCAAAGAAUUUGGUUAAAUCCCAAUUUCUUGGAUCCCGGUGAUUUAGAAACCAUUGCUUCUUCUUCAAGAACUCCUCAAGUCGUGUGGAGAAUAAACCAUCCUGAUGGUGGACAUAAAGAUGGACGUUCUGAGAGAUCAGCAGGCUCUCAUGAUGACUUAAUGUACGGUGGUGAAGGUGAUGUACAAGAGGAUACGUUUGGUGAUGAGUCUAAUAACCCAAGACCAAUUGCAGCUGGUGAAUUUAUGAUUGAAAGUAUAAAAGAUAAAAAUUCCUUUUUGGAUUUAAGUAAGAAUGUCAAUGGCGGAAUUAUUCACAACAACGUAUAUAGUGGCGGGAAUAGCCAAAUAUGGGUAUUUAGUUAUCAUGAUAAAAAAAAGGCCUACAAAAUAAAAAGUUAUCAAAAUUCUAGUCUUUUUUUAAGCUGGGAUAGUAAUGCUCCAUCUAAAGAAAUGAUUCUCCGAGGAUAUACAAAUAGCGGCAGCAAUAACCAAUACUGGCAAAUUGAACAGACCGGUAAAAAUUAUAGACUUAGGAAUCUUCUAAAUCUAGAUAUGAUUAUAACAGCUCAGGAUAAAUCUAGUGCAUUCGGUGGAAAAGAAGUUAUUGUAAAUACUGAAAUAACUAAUUCUAAUACAAAAAUCUCUCAGGAAUGGAAAAUGAUUCCUUUCGAUUUUCGGCCGAUUAUGGAUGGCGAUUACAAUAUAUUUAAUCUUGACUUAUCGAAUCAAGUUGUUGACUUUAGUAAUCAACCCGAUUUAUUGGUCCACGGGCAUGAAUUUUGUGACAAUGAAAAUCAAACGUGGCACUUUACUUACAAUAGUACCCAUCAUGCUUAUCAAAUAUGGAGUGGUCGAAAAUCAAAUCUUUUGUUGACUUGGGAUAGUAACGCUGCGUCAAAAGAAAUGGUUGUUCGAGCAUAUACAGAGAGCAGGAGUAAGAAUCAAUAUUGGCGUAUUGAACCGACCAGCUCAAAGUCUUGUAAACUUAGAAAUUUGGAAAACUCAAGUAUGAUUUUAGGUUUAAGUAAAGUUAGCACUCCAAAUGGCGAAUUAAAUUUAAUGGUUGAAGAUGAUUCUGAUGGUCAUUCUAAUCUACAUUCAGAUUGGGAUAUUAAACCCAUCUUUUAUCAGUACAUUCCAGAUGGUGAUUAUAAUAUAUUCAAUGAUAACUUUCCAAAUAUUGUUGUUGACUUUACCAAUCAAAAGGGUUCAUUGAUUCAUGGUAAUAACUACUGUAGCAAUAAUAAUCAAAAAUGGUCAUUUAUCUAUGAUGGAAAGAAAAAAGCUUACAAAAUAAAAAGCGGUGUGCGUGCAAAACUUUGGUUAAGCUGGGAUAGCAAUGCCUCAUCUAAAGAAAUGGUUCUUCGUGCAUAUACAGAGAGUGGGAGUAAGAACCAAUAUUGGCGCCUUGAACCAGCCAAUGACGGAUCAUACAGACUCAGAAAUCUGCAUGAAUUUAAAAAGUGUAUAGCUAUAACUAAUAAAAAUACCCCUUAUGGAGGCAAAGAACUUAUAGUGUCAGAGACUAAAGAAAACGGUAACACUUGGUAUCUUAAAAACCUAGGGGAAGUAGGUCUACCAAAUAGAAAAUUUAGAAUUGCAACUAAACUAAAUUACAAAAAAGUAAUCGAUUCAAGUACAUCUUACAACUUGAUUAUUACUCACGACCUAAAUUUUGCUUCGAGCAUAUGGAAACUUGUAUAUGAUUCAAGUAAAAAAGCAUACAAUAUAUAUUCCUCGGACAUCAACAACUUAGGAUGGAUAUAUCAAAAUAAAAACUUUUUGGUUAAGCUGGGCAAUAUCGAUGGUCCUGAUCAUGGAGAUCUGAGAUAUUUUUGGACGAUAGAAUAUAGCAUGCAAACUGGUUGCUAUUUAAUAAGAAGCUUAUAUGACCCAGCUCUUGCAGUUGGUUAUACUGACAAGGACUCUGUAAUCACCGAUACAUCAACAUAUGCGGAUAAUCAAUUAUUUCAUUUCAUUCUAAUGUAAGAAUUAGAUAGAGUUUACUCAAUAGUAAUUUAAAAUGGAAAAUUUUAACAAAUAACCCUGGUUAAAUUAAAAUCAAAAUAUAAUUUAUUCAUAAAGCUAACACGCUAUAUUAAAUUAAAUGCUUCUAAAAAUAAUUUUACUGCCAGUUGUGUCCCCGUAGAGCGAAAACCUAUUUCGAGACAAUGAGGGUUAAACUUUUGAAACAUAUACAUUGCCAUAACUGUAGCAUGUCAUGACAUAUUUUAAUGUUUUUAGUUUCAUUUUGAAGGAAAUCAAAUUAAGUUAAAAUGAUGCUAGGCUACCCAAAGUGAUUAUUAAGUUAUUACCUAAAAAAAACUAUUAAUUAUUUGUUCUCUGUAGAAUAUCCGAUGUAGUUAUGAAUUAGUUAAUAGUCGCACUUAGUGAUUUUUCACUCAGAUCGAGUUUAUUUUUAUAAUAAAUUACUUGAGAUGCGUUAUUUACGACUAACUGGUAGAUAUACAAAAUAUACAUAAUGGAAAAAAAACUUAAGAGUUAAAAGGCAUUUAGUUUUAUAAUAGUAUACAAUCAAACUACUUUUAUAUAAACAAUCUUCUACACUUCCUAUGGAUUAAAAAUGUUGAUAUAAAAGUAAUUAAAUCCUUUAUUAUUAUUAGCUAUGUAAGUUUUUGAUAAAUAAAAGCUCUUUAACAAGAAAUUAUGAGUUAUAUAGUCAUUUAUAUAAAAAUAAACGAGACAAUUUAAGUAUGGAGCCAUAACGUACACCAUUUGACCUUUGAUUUGAUUCUAUUCUUAAUAUUUGAGUUAACUUAAUUUCGUCUCGCGAGGAAAUACUCCACAAUCUAUACAUAUCUAUACACAUAUAUAUAGCGAUCCUUUAAAUUAUAUCAGUGAUCAGAUGUGGAAACAGCUUGCUCCAAAGUUCAGUGUGUAAUUUUAUAUGUAAAAUAAGCUGGAAUUAAAUGUAUGUCAAUAAACUUUAUUCACAA